Penicillium cataractarum is the source of this 1293-nucleotide messenger RNA. Its product is annotated as ribosome biogenesis protein NOP53. Bases 1 to 1293 code for a protein of 430 amino acids. Gene Ontology annotation, cellular component: nucleolus. The record is from RefSeq and is a predicted model, not a curated record. Gene Ontology annotation, biological process: rRNA processing; ribosomal large subunit assembly. Gene Ontology annotation, molecular function: 5S rRNA binding. NCBI's taxonomy places the organism in Eukaryota, Fungi, Ascomycota, Eurotiomycetes, Eurotiales, Aspergillaceae. The transcript is spliced from 3 exons.
AUGUCGACGUCGGUGGGUGCCCCUCAACAAUUCAAGCAGCCUUCCCGUAAGGGUAAGAAGGCCUGGCGCAAGAAUGUCGACGUCACAGAAGUGCAGGAGGGUCUGCGCGAGCUGAGAGAUGCUGAGAUCCAAGGUGGUCUGAUCACGGAGAAGCCCUCCGAAGAGCUUUUUAUCCUUGAUACCACCGGAGACCAGGAUGUUCGCCAAUCGAUUGCAAAGAAGCACAAGCCGCUCAAGGCCGACCAGAUCAUCGCUCAGCGGUCUGCCAUCGCCGCAUUGGACGGACGCAAGCGUGGUAAUUCAAAUAUCACCGACGGAGUUAUCGAGCCCAAGACGAAGAAGCACAAGAAUGACUGGGUUAGUCGCAAGGAUUACUUGCGCUUGAAGCAGGUGGCAAAGGAAGCAAACCCGAUCAGCAAGAAGGGCAACAACGAGCUUUACGACCCCUGGGCGGAUGAUGCUGAGGAGCCUACUGUCUACGAAGAUCCUCGCUUUGAUUUCCUGGUGAAGCCCAAGGCCAAGGUUGCUCCGGAGACCUUGAAGCAUGCGCCAAUCUCACUCGCUGCCAACGGAAAGCCCAUUCCCGCCGUGCGCAUGCCUCAUGCUGGAACCAGCUACAACCCGGUGUUCGAAGACUGGGACACUCUCCUGCAGGAGCAUGGAGAGCAGGCUGUCGAGGCUGAGAAGAAGCGCCUUGAAGAUGAAAAGAAGGAGGAGGAAAGACAGCGAUUGAUCGCCGAGGCUCAGAAUGACGACGGAGAAGUCAAGUCCGACGACGAGAGCGCUUGGGAAGGCUUUGAGAGUGAAUAUGAGAAGCCCGAGUGGUUGAAUAAGAAGCGACCCGAGCGAAAGACCAAGACCCAGCGCAACAAGAUCAAGCGGCGCAAGGAGGCUGAGAGGCAAGCGAAGUGGGAGGAGCAGAAGGCCAAGAAAGAUGCCCAAGCCGAGCGAAUUGUAGAGCUCACCGAGCUCGCCAAGCAGAAGGAACUUGAGCGUGCCAAUGAGUCUGAUGCUGAUGACUCGGAGGAGGGCGAUGAGACUACUCUGCGUCGGAAGCCAUUUGGCGGCAAGCUUGCACCCCCCGAGAAGCCAUUGGAGCUGGUUCUCCCCGAUGAGCUGCAGGACUCUCUGCGCUUGCUCAAGCCCGAGGGCAACCUCUUGGACGACCGAUUCCGCACACUCAUUGUCCAGGGCAAGCUCGAGUCCCGCAAGCCGGUAACACAGGCCCGCAAGGCGAAGAGAAAGAUUACGGAGAAGUGGAUGUCCAAGGACUUCAAGGUUCCUGGAUUCUAA